This is a messenger RNA of Mesoplodon densirostris (Blainville's beaked whale), 1320 nucleotides long. RefSeq lists its product as uncharacterized. The transcript has 6 exons. The record is from RefSeq and is a predicted model, not a curated record. NCBI's taxonomy places the organism in Eukaryota, Metazoa, Chordata, Mammalia, Artiodactyla, Ziphiidae. The coding region runs from base 478 to 1320 and encodes 280 amino acids.
AACAGGAUCCACUGAAAUCUCACGCUUGCGUCAGUCGUGGUAGGGACUUAGCCACAGGUGAAAUUCGCUGAACUCCGCUGCUGCAUCUGCUCCCACCCCAAGGCCCCAGGCUGGACCAACCGAACUGGGAUUCGCUGUGCUAUACUAAGAGCCAGGGCCCUGAAGGAGUGAGCGGGGUUUGAUUCCUCUUCCCAAGAACAAGAAUGCCCCCGAGGAAUUUCUCACUCUGUCAAAGUGCAAAACUAAUUUCUCCGGAUAAGCGCUGUUGCCGAUUCCCAAAAGGGCUUGGAAAGAUCCCAGUAGGAAUGUUUAGUGGUUUCCAAAUCUCUUCACCCAGCAGCUGAACACGCAGACACUGACCAUCAAAAACUUCUUGGUGGGUGGACACACGUCCUCCUUCACAGAUAGGCCUUCUUUUGGUACAUCUCAGUCCCCAUGUUAUGAAGACUUUGGACAUUAGCCAGAGGAUGCACAAUCAUGAACUCAGCGCAGACACAGCACACAUAUACAGGUUCUCUAGACCCAAACAGCUCUGCAACUCAGUUUGGAAAACCUCCAGUUAGUGAUUCCAGAGCUGGCCAGUCAAUCUCUUCAACCAAGCCUAAUGACAUCAUCAAUCAUUGCUUCACCUCGACAGAAUUCCCGGAGCAAACUUCUGGAAAAGUGAGGAGAUCAAGGGUCGAGCACAGGUCAGCUGCGGAGAUGACAGCAGAGCUGGACCGAGAGCCGGCCUCCGGGCUUCGUCCUCAGCUUUGGUUGCAUCACAUGUGUACCCUCAGGACUUCAAGUACAAUGCUGGAAAGAAGAGUUGAUGUGGACAUUUUUGUCUUGUUCCUGAUUUUAAAGCAAUGCUUCAAAUCUUUCACCUUGAAGAAUGAUGUUUGCUGUAAUUAUUUGAUAAAAGCUCUUUAUCAGUUCUCUGCAGGCAAAGAGAGGAACAUGAGCGGUAUGGCGUGUCCAUUUUACAGAUGGGAACAACAGGGGACUUGCUUCCCCAUCGCUUCUCUCCGUCCCUGCCCUCGCGGCUUUAUUUCCCCCCUUCCAACUGCUGUUGCACUGGAGGGAGUUGGGGCCGCUCCGGAGCCCCUGUGCAGCUCCUGCGACGGGAGGGGGAGUUGGGCUCGGGCCGCUGAGUUGGGGGGGCCGCAGCGGGCUCCGGCCUCGCCUCGGCUGCAGCUACACGGGUGCCGAGCUGCAGCGCUGCACGGGCCCAUCAUUGCGGCGGCCCCGGAGUUUGGCCGCCGCCGCUCCUUGUUCAGCCCCAUCACCGCCGCCGCCGCUGCACUGGAGUUUGGCUGCUGCUGCCCUACUUCACUCUAG